AUGGUAACAUUAGACGGAGACUUUAGUGUGAUCACAGAAGGCAAAGCCAACAUUCUUUUCCCAAAGAAUAACGAAGUAUUCUAUAACAAUGUACAACAAUUCAACCGGGACAUGUCUAUCGCGGCCAUAAAAACAUGGAAAGCGUUAGCCGCUAGCGGAUUGCGAUCAAUUCGUUACGCAAAAGAAAUUCCAAAUAUAAAAUUCAUUAUGGCGAAUGAUCUAGAUUCUGAUGCUGUUGAAUCCAUGAACCGAAAUAUCAAAUACAACGGAUUAGAUAAGGACCUUUUAAGGGUAAAUCAGGACGAUGCUUGUUCGGUUUUAUAUCAGCACCGAAAACAUCCGGAUCGAUUUGAUGUAAUAGACCUUGACCCAUAUGGAACCGCGGCACCAUUUAUUGAUGGAACUGUGCAAGCUGUAGAAGAUGGAGGUUUGCUUUGUAUAACAUGUACCGAUCUGGCUAACUUAACGGGUUCAAAUUAUCCCGAAAAAUGUUAUGCAAAUUAUGGAGCUAUCCCUGUUCGAGGAGAAUUCUGUCACGAAAUGGCACUUCGAAUUCUUCUACACACUUUAUCUACUUCAGCUGCUAGGUAUCAGCGGCGUAUAUUACCGCUUAUGUGUUGUAGCAUUGACUUUUACAUUCGUGUUUUUGUAAGGGUCUUUACGGCUGCUGUUGAAGUAAAGAAGAAUCCUUGUAAGACAUCCAUGCUGUAUGUAUGCAAUGGAUGUCAUUCGCAUUAUAUGCAGCCCCUUGCCAAAGCAACCGACAAGAAAACUUUUGUACCAGUGUCCGGUCCAGUUGUUGAUAAACGCUGUGAACACUGUCAAAGUUCAUUUCAGGUAGGAGGGCCUAUGUGGAAUGAUGCACUUCAUGAUAAAGAAUUUGUUUGUAAGAUGCUAGAUCAUGUGAAAGCAUCUAACGAAGAGGCUUAUAAAACCCAUCCCAGGAUGUUGGGUAUGUUGACGGUGAUUUCCGAGGAAAUUGAUAGUCCUCUAUAUCACAAUCUUGCAAAUAUAUGUGGUACAAUUCAUUGCACGAAUCCGCCAUUAAAGGGUUAUAAAGUAUCUGCAUCUCAUGCAGCAGCGGGAUCCAUAAAAACGGAUGCACCGAUGAGCAUAAUAUGGGAUAUUAUUCGAUCAUGGAUUAGGCUUCAUCCAGUCACAAUGAAAAAUAUUAAAGAAAAUUCACCAGCAAAAAAAUUAUUAGAAGCUGAACCGAGCUUCAUCGCGGAUUUCUCUAUUCACAAAGAUGCCGAGCCACCCUCAAGAAAGAUCAAAUUAGUCAGAUACCAACAAAAUCCCGAAAAAUAUUGGGGUCCCAAGCCGAGAGCCACUGGAAAGCGUAAGAGUCAAGAAGUUGAAAAAGAUAAUAAAAAUGAAGAGCAUCUUUCAAUGUCAUCAAAAAAGUUUGCGCCUGAUAAAGACUGUGAUUCUUAA
Molecule: messenger RNA, 1434 nt
Organism: Acaulospora morrowiae
Lineage: Eukaryota; Fungi; Glomeromycota; Glomeromycetes; Diversisporales; Acaulosporaceae
Source: the annotation of a GenBank genome assembly